UGUGUCCUUUCCCAAUUCAGCAUUUUGGCUGAUGCAAUCACAAAUGUAUUUUUAUCAAUAUUUAAUACAAAUGUGUGUAUAAAUUACAGUGUUCUCGUUACUUAUUGUCUUUAUUUAUAAACUACUGUAGUCUUUUGGAAAAAAUAAAAAUGACAGAAGAAGAAGCAAUGUUUGACUUGUCCCUCAAGAAGAAGAAAAAGAAGAAGACAGCGUUCGAUAUUGAUGCAGUGCUGGGAGAUGACAGCAGCACCCCUAUGGAAACUAGUGAACCUGUUGAAGAAAUCCCCGAUAUUGAUUUGGAUGGGAAAAAAAAGAAAAAGAAAAAGAAGCCUUUUAAUUUAGAUGAAUUGGACAAUGCCUUACCAGAAAGUAAAGAAGGUGCUAAUGAUGCUGCCGAAUCAGGUGCAGCUCCCGAAGAGGCCCCUGUAGAUGAUGAUUUUGAUCUGGACAUGGACUUUUCGAAAACGAAAAAGAAAAAGAAGAAGAAGAAGGAUUUAGAUGUUCUGGUUUCAGAAGAGGAUCAGAAAUCUGAGGACAAAGAGAAUGUUGAAAUGAGCAGUACCUCAUGGCAUGGUUCUGAUCGUGAUUACACAUAUGACGAGUUGCUGAAUAGAGUUUUUGAAAUUAUGCAUGACAAGAAUCCUGAUAUGGUAGCAGGGAAAAAGCAGAAGUUUGUAAUGAGACCUCCACAAGUUGUGAAAAUUGGAACAAAGAAGACUUCAUUUGCUAAUUUCACUGAUAUUUGCAGAACCCUGCAUAGGCAACCUAAACAUUUAUUAGAUUUCUUGUUAGCUGAAUUGGGUACCAGUGGUUCCGUAGACGGUAACAGUCAAUUAAUUAUUAAAGGCCGUUUCCAGCAAAAACAAAUUGAAAAUGUUUUGAGAAGGUAUAUCAAAGAAUACGUAACCUGCCACACCUGUCGUUCCCCCGACACCAUCCUGCAGAAAGACUCACGUCUGUUCUUCUUGCAAUGUGAAUCUUGUGGAUCCCGUUGCUCUGUCGCCAGUAUCAAAUCAGGUUUCCAGGCCGUUACUGGAAAACGUGCUGCCAUCAGAGCAAAGACAGCUUAGGAAAUUUAUUAUUAAUUAUUAUUUGUUGGAAAUUCACACACAUACACACAUAUACAAA
Molecule: messenger RNA, 1128 nt
Organism: Ctenocephalides felis (cat flea)
Lineage: Eukaryota; Metazoa; Arthropoda; Insecta; Siphonaptera; Pulicidae
Product: eukaryotic translation initiation factor 2 subunit 2-like
Exons: 6
Coding region: 150-1070 (306 amino acids)
Biological process (GO): formation of cytoplasmic translation initiation complex; translational initiation; formation of translation preinitiation complex
Cellular component (GO): eukaryotic translation initiation factor 2 complex
Molecular function (GO): translation initiation factor activity; mRNA binding; translation initiation factor binding
Source: RefSeq, a predicted model, not a curated record